This is a messenger RNA of Cuscuta campestris, 1664 nucleotides long. The record is from the annotation of a GenBank genome assembly. NCBI's taxonomy places the organism in Eukaryota, Viridiplantae, Streptophyta, Magnoliopsida, Solanales, Convolvulaceae.
CCAGAUGAAUGAUCUCUCCACUUUAGAUCGACACUCAAAGCCUCCAAAGAGAAUCUGAUACAACACAAGGGAGAGCUAUACCCUGAAAGCUAGCUGUUAAGGUGGGAGAACCCUUGGCUAUAUAAACCCAUCACCAAGUUCCCCAUUUAACCGGUGUGAGACAAUGAAAUCAGUCCGUAUCAUUCGACCCCCCAUAAGGCCCAACGUCCUCGUUGGUCAUAGCCACGUUGGUCACGGCUGCUUUCACCAGGCCCCCACUCCGUAGGCCACCACUCCGAGUUGGCUCUGAUACCAUUGAUGGUAUCACAGCAGUGCUGAUCCAAUGGAGACACGCAAACAAACUUUCGAACAGUUCCAGCAAAGCACUAAUGAAGCUCUCGAGAAACUCACUACCAUGUUCCACAAAUUGGUUACAGAUGUUCAAGCCAUAAGGGAGAGGGAUUCUGACAACUCUUCAGGUUCUAGCAAGAGCAUCUCAGUCCGGAAUGAAGGAAAACCCUACAUGAAACUCCACUUUCCCCGGUUUAGUGGCGAUGAUCCUACAGGAUGGAUAUAUCAGGCUGAACAAUAUUUUGAAUUUCAAAAUGUGGCAGAUGAAGAUCGCGUCACUCUAGCCUCCUUUCAUCUUGAUGGCAUCGCCUUACAGUGGCAUCGGUGGUUUUCAAAACCACGAGGACCGAUGACGUGGAAGGAAUUUACCACGGCUUUGCUGAGCCGCUUUGGCCCGACUGAUUAUGUUGACCCCUCAAAAUCCCUACAUCGGCUCAAACUGAUUACCACAGUUGAAGCUUAUAUUGAGGCCUUCGAACGGUUAUCACACCGCGUUGAUAACCUUCUGGAGUCUUUCUUACUUGGUUGUUUUAGUGGUGGGCCGAAGGAGGAGAUUCGUUUGGAGGUGAAACUCAAGAAGCCGCGCACUGUGGCAGAUGCAAUGGGGUUGUCCCGAUUGGUUGAGGAGAAACUGAGCUUGCAAAGGUGGGUCCCUCCUUCUACACGAGCUGCAAGUUUUAAUCCUCCAUCUAAAGCUCAGCCCACAGGUGGAAUUUUGGGCCCAGCACCAUCUCAAUGCCUUGCUCUACCUGCCCCAAGUUCGGUUCGUCGGGAGAAAGGGCUGUGUUAUUACUGUGAUGACCUCUACAGUCUAGGUCAUAAGUGCAACAAGCCACAACUAUUCAUGAUUAGUGAAGUCGAUGACACUGAAGAAGGUAAGAACAACGUGGACGAAGGUGAUGAUACCCCUCUCGAUGAGGUUCCCGCUGAGAUCUCUUUCCAUGCAAUUUCUGGCACCAUUCUGCCCCAAACUUUAAGAAUGCCUGUUAAGAUUCAUAAUAAAGAUGUGGUGGUGUUAGUUGAUGGGGGCAGCACCCACAAUUUCAUUGAGCAAUCUUUAGUGGAGAGAUUCGGUCUGGUGGUGGAUAAUGGGGUCAAGCUGGAAGUGGUGGUCGCAAACCAUGAAAAUUUAGCUUGUGUGGGUCGAGUAAGAGGACUUACCAUUGUUAUUCAGGGGUAUACAAUAACCACUGAUUUUUUGUCCUACCAAUUGCAGCUUGCCCAAUUGUCUUAGGUGUUCAGUGGUUGAAAACUUUAAGGCCGAUUGAGAUUGAUUUCCAGAACCUCACUCUGGGGUUUUGUCUUGCGGGUACAACGCAUAAGUUACAAGGGUU